UUGGUAUUCAAGAAUAGUGAAAUCUUUUUAGCAAGUUUCAACAUAACUGCUUUAAAUUUGAAUUAGAAGAAGUCGCAGGAAUAUCAUUAACUAACAAGUCUUUAUUAACUACAUUGACAGUUUAAUCUAAUAUAAUUUAAAGGAAAAUACGAUUUAAAACCAAAACGAAGGAAUGGACAGAGUAUUUAAACUUCAGUUGAAUUGUAGAAUAAAGGUAAAACUGCAAAAAGUUCUUUAUCACCUUCAAAGAACUUUAAUGGAAUUUGCUGAUAUCUUAUUAACAUUACAAGUUGGCAAUCAGCAUCUAAUAGAGGUUAAUGAUAUUUUGUUGGAAGUUUGGAUGCCAGCUCUACCUAUUGUUGGUCGAGUAUCUAUUUAUAGAUCUGACGAUUAUGAAGUUACUAAGGAACUAGAUAUCUUGGCUAAUGUGGAUAGAUUGAUUGCGUGGAUUAUUGAAAGAUUAUUAACUAAUGAUAUAAAUCUUAAAGAAAAGAAUCAAUUGUCGUUAAUACUAAUUAAACUAUGGAGAAUUAUCCUAAAAUUUGUGGAUCGUUUAGAAUCUAUAGAACUUUUAUCGAUAAGGAAGAGAGAGUUGGAUACAAUACUGUUAAGUCAUUGGAAGACUAUAUCAAACUUUGUCAGUAGAGUAACAGUACUGGAACUUGAUUCGAGCGAUAUGGCCGAAUUACACAAGAUCUUAUUCUGUCUCAGAAAGAUUAUUUCAUGCGAGAUGGAUAAAGUUGAAUUAAUUGAAUUAACUAAAUAUCAGAGAGGAGAAGUUCAAAAGAUUCUUCUUUACCUCCGAUGGAUUGCUUCGUGGUUAGCGUGGACUUUAAGUGGAUUUCAAUAUAAAGAUCCAUCUGAUAAACAGGUAAUAGAUAAUACUUUAGAUUUCUUCUCAAAAAUUGUUUCCUGGUUGGCUGAACAUGAGCCGAUUUUGGAACGGACUCUAUAUAAUAAACGAGAAUUACAAACUGUGCUAUUGAUCCUCCAACACAAAGUAUCGCAUGUAAUGGAUAUUUUACCAAAAUUGAAAAUAAAAAGGAAGAAGAAGAUAAAUAAGAGUUUAUUGAAUGUAUGGGAAACUGUUUAUAACCUAGUAGAUGAAAUACCAAUUUUCAAAUUGAAAACUCUUAGGGUGGAACGUAUAAGAUUGGAAACAAACACAAAGCUCUACAUCAAAAAUUAACAAUAACAAUGUUAAUAAUACAACUAAUACUACUUUUGCUAAAAAUUCAACUAAACCUUCAACUACCGAUAUACCCACUACUACUACUACUACUACUACUACAAACAAUACGAUAGCUAGGACAAACACUACAACUAUCACAACUGUAAACAAUACUGAUGGGCAAUCAUUAUUAUAUUUUUUUGAACUGUUUCAAAUGUUACAAUUUCGAGAUAUUUACAAAAGGUUCCUUAUUUCGUUUUGGACCAGUUUAUUUUGAAAUGUUUUCUUUUUUUUUAUUUGUAAGAAGUUGUCAAAAGGUUUUUUUUCUGUUUUUUUUUUCUUUUUUCCUCCGAAGCAUCUUCUUUACAU
Dimorphilus gyrociliatus is the source of this 1540-nucleotide messenger RNA. Lineage: Eukaryota; Metazoa; Annelida; Polychaeta; Dinophilidae. The record is from the annotation of a GenBank genome assembly.